This is a messenger RNA of Phymastichus coffea, 324 nucleotides long. RefSeq lists its product as uncharacterized. The coding region runs from base 19 to 324 and encodes 101 amino acids. The transcript is spliced from 2 exons. Lineage: Eukaryota; Metazoa; Arthropoda; Insecta; Hymenoptera; Eulophidae. The record is from RefSeq and is a predicted model, not a curated record.
UCCGUAUUAUUAAAAAAAAUGAAGUCCUUCGCCAAUACAACUAUCACCAUCCUAUUAGUCGUGGUGAUUGUCAGUACCCAAGACGUUAAUCUACUUUUGCAGAACAAAGAUCUUGUUGAUCAGGAAAUUGGCUGCCUUCUGCAGCGUAAUCCCUGUGAUUUCAUUGGCAACUAUCUUAAACGCUCAAUGUCAGAAAUUUUGAAUGGCUGUCGUCGAUGUACUGCCCAGCAGGCGACUGUCGCCAGAAUACUCGUAGAUUUUAUGCAGACAAAUUAUCCGAGCGAGUACUCUAUGAUAAUUCAGAUGUAUGAUAAACGAGGUUAA